Molecule: messenger RNA, 1575 nt
Organism: Penicillium coprophilum
Lineage: Eukaryota; Fungi; Ascomycota; Eurotiomycetes; Eurotiales; Aspergillaceae
Product: DUF3405 domain-containing protein
Exons: 4
Coding region: 1-1575 (524 amino acids)
Source: RefSeq, a predicted model, not a curated record
AUGAUGAUGAGCGGGUUCCGUUGGAAUACUUCAGAUUUUCCAACACCAAUCUUUGGAUCGUAUGAGGCGUGGAAUUUGAACAAGAGUCUCUGUGCCGAUCGCUACUCCCGAUACGGCGCAUAUGGUUAUCUUCAGGGCAAGGAAACCGCUCAAAUCCACGAUCUCAAGGAUCAAUCGGGUUCCAGCCAAACCACCAAAAUAGACUGGGAGAAGGUCAACUGGGCCAACUUGCAACAUGAGUGUCUGCAGCGCAAUAGUGAUCGAUAUCGCACGCACCCAUCUGAAGAAAAGAUAUACGCUCUGUACAAGUCCCUGGAUAAAGAUUCGCAGUCUCGACAACCAUUGAACGAGACUGUCAACCCCCAUCCCCGGACAGCUGUUAUACUGCGCUCUUGGCUCGGUAUGAAAUAUACCAAGAAUGACUUGUACCACAUUCGAUCUAUGAUUAUGGAGUUGUCACUCUACUCGGGAGCGGAAUAUGAGCUUAUUCUCCUAAUUGAUUGCCAGGGCACGAAAUUGCCCGAAAAGACUGACCAUGCUGCCUGGAAGGCGUUUGAAGAGAAACAUUUGCCACAAGAGCUACGCAGUCUGGCGGUAUGGUUCAAUGCAGAUAUGUUAAAAGAUUGGUACCCUGCGAUUGAUGUUCAUGUAGCGAUAUUGCAAUAUUUCCAACCCACGCAAAUCUUCUCACGACUACACCCCCAAUACGACUACAUUUGGCAGUUCGAGAUGGACUCUCGAUACACCGGCCAUAUGUACGACCUUUUGCACAAGGCAACAGAGUUUGCGAAGCAGCAGCCACGAAAGAAUCUGUGGGAGCGCAACUCUCACUUCUAUAUUCCUGCGGUCCAUGGCACAUGGGAAGAAUUCACGAAGAAGGUGGAUCAGGAAAUGCUGGGACAUGAAAACAGCAGUAUUUGGGGCCCUCGCCCUGCAGAAGGCAUCGACAUCAAAGGACAAGCUAUUCUUCCACCUGUAUCACGCCCAGGAAAUGAGACAGGGACAUGGGGUGUGGGCGAAGAAGCCGAUCUGAUCACCUGGCUGCCUCAUUUCAACCCAGUUGGUACAGACUGGCCUUUCCGUGACCGUGUUUUCAAUUUCCCCCAAGAUCAGGAGACCCCACGCUGGGCAGCUGUCGUGGCAAUGUCUCGCAUCUCGGCGCGACUGCUCGGUCUAUUGCAUGCUGAUAAGGUAAAAUCAGGAGUCGGUCUCGCAUCCGAGAUGUCCCCUAUAUCCUGGGCUUUGUAUUAUGGUUUGAAGGCGGUGCAGAUCCCCCAGCCGGUGUACCACAAUGCCCAAUGGGACCCUGAGGAAUUGAACCGCCGCGCCAACCCGGGUGAGCCUGGCAAGAUCAAUGCUGGGCUUGACAGUAUCUGGAGCUGGGGCAAACAUGAUGAUAUUCUCUACAACACGACAUUUAUGUUUAAUUCUGAAUUCGGGGAGAGGCUAUACAGAGCCUGGAUGGGCUAUGAUGGCGCCAAAGAGUGGGAAAAGGAAAACACUCGACUCUGUCUUCCUCCUAUCUUUCUACAUCCAGUCAAGAAUGUCGAGCCUGUGAAGACAAAAGCCGCUUGA